Hippocampus zosterae (dwarf seahorse) is the source of this 1640-nucleotide messenger RNA. It is a transcript of the gene rwdd1, whose product is annotated as RWD domain containing 1. Gene Ontology annotation, molecular function: protein binding. The transcript has 7 exons. The coding region runs from base 116 to 838 and encodes 240 amino acids. The record is from RefSeq and is a predicted model, not a curated record. NCBI's taxonomy places the organism in Eukaryota, Metazoa, Chordata, Actinopteri, Syngnathiformes, Syngnathidae. Gene Ontology annotation, biological process: cytoplasmic translation.
GUAAAUAUAAUCGAUCGUCAUCGAACUACCGGAACACGCAGCAUGUGAUGGUGGCUGCCUGCAACACCGCGGUGAUGAUUUUGCUAACUGGUAGAUAACCUGCAACAACGCGAAAAUGACAGACUACGCUGAAGAGCAAAAAAAUGAACUGGAAGCAAUUGAGUCUAUAUAUCCAGACUCUUUUACAGUGCUUUCAGAGGACCCCAUCAGCUUCACUAUCACUGUAACGUCAGACGCGGGGGAAAAUGGUGAAACUGUGGAAGCAACUUUAAAGUUUACGUAUGUUGAAAAAUACCCAGAUGAACCACCACUUUGGGAGGUCCACUCCCAAGAGAACCUGGAAAACAAUGAUAUGGAUGACGUCCUCACACUACUGCAGCAACAGGCAGAAGAAAAUCUGGGAAUGGUGAUGAUUUUUACCCUGGUCACAGCCGUGCAGGAGAAACUCAAUGAAAUUGUCGACCUGAUGAAGAACAGACGAGAAGAAGAGAAACGGCGGAAAGAGAAGGAGGCGGAGGAAGCAGAGAAGGUGGCGUUCCAGGGCACAGUGGUAACAAUUGAGAACUUCCUGGCAUGGAAGGCCAAGUUCGAACUCGAAGUGGCUGAAAUACGGAGGAAAAAACAGAAGGAAGAGGAGCAAUCGGGCAAAGCAAAACUCACUGGCAAACAACUGUUUGAGACGGACCGUAAUCUGGACACAUCAGACAUCCAGUUCCUCGAAGAUGCUGGAAACAAUGUUGAAGUGGAUGAAUCGUUGUUCCAGGACAUCGAGGACUUGGAUUUGGAGGAUGACGACCCUGACUUUGACCCUUUAGAGAUGGGCAGUGAUGAGGACUAAAGCUGUAGUACCAUAAAAGGCUGCAGGCGACUGACAGAAGCACCAUUUCUCUUGUCUGGAAUAAUGAUUAAUUGACCAGAAAUCUGAGGAGGAUCCAAUGCUAAGACACUAACAGCAGUUAGAGAGGCAAUCUUUGUCAAAGCAUCGUUAAUUUCCUCCCGUUAAAAUAUGUGCUGUAUGACCGCUUGACUUCUGGUCCUAUCCAAAAGGGUGAACUAUAAUCUUAAGUAUGGCCAUGUAGUUUAUACCGGUAGUGCACAUAUGUAUUCACUGAAUUCCAAAUCGAAAACAAAAAAAGCAAAGCUACUCCAUUGGACAAGUGUUCAUCUGAAGUACCGGUAUUCCAGUUUUGUGGAAAUAGCUGGAGCUUAUCUUAAAUCAACUUCAUGUGUUAUGAAUAACACAAGUUGAAUCUCAUUUUAUUGGAAAAAUCAUCUUUUUACAUUUUUUUUGUCAACUUUCUGCUGCUCAGCUCAUUUCGGGGCCAUCCAUGCAGAGAUCAGGAGAUUCUUAUGAUUUGAAAUCCUCACUUAUCGGGACUUUCGGCUCAUCGGUAGUUGCCACAUAAUUUGCUUACGUCAUCUAAGGUUUCAUAGUUUUGUUGAUCCAACGUCAUCAAGGGUGGGCUCGGCCAGUUGGGUUGAGAGCAUCUCAGUUUAUUUUAAACUGUUAAUGAUCUUUCAAUUUCCUCUUGCCCAAAAUUAUACCAUAUAAACGUAUAAAAUAAUUCAGUCUUCAUUUUUUUUCUUAUAGCAAUAGUAUAUCAGUCACAAAUGCAUAAAUAAAAAAAGUUAUAAAUGUG